Messenger RNA from Beta vulgaris subsp. vulgaris (sugar beet), 1884 nucleotides. Its product is annotated as NAC domain-containing protein 40. The record is from RefSeq and is a predicted model, not a curated record. Bases 493 to 1674 code for a protein of 393 amino acids. Gene Ontology annotation, molecular function: DNA binding. Lineage: Eukaryota; Viridiplantae; Streptophyta; Magnoliopsida; Caryophyllales; Amaranthaceae. The transcript has 6 exons. Gene Ontology annotation, biological process: regulation of DNA-templated transcription.
ACAGGGAAAGUUGCGGAAAGCAGAAACUUCAAGUUAUUAUGCAUGUUCACGUGAAGAAACAGAUGUCAAAGCUUUGUUAAGUUUACUUGCUUGGGAAUUUUAUUUGAUGUACCACGUGAGUCUUCUCCUUCCUCCCGCAAACCUGAUUCUCUCUCCUCAAUCAACAAAAACCCCAUUCUACUCUUUCGGCUAACCGCCUUACGCCACCCCCCGCCGUCGUGUGAAGCUGCCGGCCAGCUGUAGCACUGUAUUUUGAAGCCGUCAAUUGUUGCUGUCUUCAAUAAUCAAAUAACUAGGGGUUCGAUUCUCACCUCUGGCACGCUGGUGUGCUGCAGCGGUGCAACGCUGUCGAAGCUGGGAAUUUGCAAGUUCGAAGUUGGCAGUUGACAGUUGUGGUCUGAAUUAAAUUUAAUCACAAAUAUUUUAUUCCUCCACUAGUAUAUAGAAGUAGUAUUCAAGAGAAAUAGAGAGCACUUAAGGCAAACUAGAAACAUGGAUGGGAAUGUGAUAUCAAAGGAGGCAGAAAGUUCGAUAGCAGCAUCUUCGAUGUUCCCAGGGUUUAGAUUCAGCCCGACAGACGAAGAGCUAAUUUUGUAUUACCUCAAGAAGAAGCUGGAAGGCUAUGACAAGUGCGUUGAAAUCAUCCCUGAAGUUGACAUCUGCAAAUACGAACCUUGGGAUCUGCCUUCCAAGGCUAUUAUCAAGUCAGAUCAGGAGUGGUUUUUCUUCUCCCCUCGCGGCAAAAAGUAUCCCAAUGGUUCACAAAGUAAAAGAGCAACUGAAAUUGGUUACUGGAAAGCUACUGGGAAAGAACGUGCUGUUAAAUCUGGUUUGAAUGCUAUUGGUACGAAGCGGACUUUGGUAUUUCACAUUGGUCGUGCACCAAAAGGGGAGAGGACUGAGUGGAUAAUGCAUGAAUAUUGCGUAUCAGGAAAGGGUCAGGAUGCACUAGUGGUGUGCCGCCUUCGGAGGAAAAAUGACUAUCAUGCCAUGAAUUGCACAAAUGGAGAUUUUCAAUUAUCAGAUUCAUUAGCUAGUAGCGGGACAUACUUAGGGUGUGGUAUAGAUCCGCUCACUAGUACAUCGCGCGAGGACAAAAUGGCUGAAUGUUCUUUCAAGAAAUCCAGCAGUAGUCAUGAUUCUCAUUCGGUGGAGCAAACAGAUUCUCCAUCUCAGUCGGAUUGGAAAACCAAAGAUGAAAUAGACGAGGCAAGAUUUGUGAGCCCUGUGAAUCAUGCCGCCAACGAAGAUGACUUAUUUGCUGAGAUAUUGAACGAUAGUAUCAUUAAGUUGGAUGAAUGUCUACCCUCUACACCAGCUUCAACAUUUGGUGCUCAACCUAGCGAAACCAAUACCACAACUGUGCCCAUUGUGCCACGUACAUCUGAUCCUCCACAUCAUCCUGUUACUCCACGCGCAAGUCCUUCUCAAGGAACUGCAAAUAGAAGAAUAAGGCUUCGAAAACUAAGGAGAUUCAGCCCGCGUAAGGAGGAGUUAGAGGCAGGUGCUCGAGAAUAUAUGGUUCACUCCAAGUCCAAGCAACUCUUGGGAAAAGGUCGUAAUGGAUGGAUCAUGCUAUUCAAAAGUUGUUUCCGUUUGUAUGUAGUAGUGAUUACUAUAGUUUCAGUGACUUUGUUGCUGACUUAUGCCACCGCUCCAAAUUACUGUUACUAACACAUCAUAGGGUAGGUAAAUUGUCACUGUAGUUCAAUAUUAGCACUUUGCAGUUGGAAGCUUAAUUUUGAUGAGCGUUUCCAUAUUAAAGAAACUCAAUGUGUGCCUGUUUGGUGUCCUUGAGCAAGUGCCUAAGAGCACAUUGAGCUCCAAAGAUUCGACAUAUAUAUAAUGCAAGAAGCUUAGGAUCGAAUAACCUCUUCUAUUUUA